CUUCUUCAAUUCUUUUAGUACCCAUUUGAUCUGCUCUCUCUCUCUCUCUCUCUCUCUCUCUCUAGAACACAAACCCCCCAAUCAAUACUUAAUCAUAAAGCUCAGAUUGUGAGUGAAGUGUGUGUGGUGUGGUGAUGGAAACCCUAUCGAGCUCGUCUUCAAUGGUGUUUUCAGACAAUUACAGAGACAGAGGCUAUUACUCUCCGAGAGAUGUUGUGGGUAGACAAGAAAUUCGUUUCUUAUCAUCUCCAGCACAUGUUAGACUCGGUUUCUCUCAUUCGAUUUCUCUGCAGCAUAAGAUGAUUCAACCUAUUUUUGUAUCGUCUGAGACCCAGAAGAACUUGCAGAAUGAAGAAACUCAAAUCCAAGAUACAUCGAAAACCGUUCAUGUCAAAAUUCCAUUGCAGAAGGAGUGUGCGUUUGGUGAGAAAUUUCACAUUGUGGGGGAUGAUAUUAUGUUCGGUUCAUGGGACCCUUUGAGUGCAAUACCGUUGGAUUGGUCAGACGGACACGUAUGGACUGUCGAGCUGCAGGAUAUACCUAUCGGGAAGUCGAUCCAGUUCAAAUUCAUACUAAAAGGAAGUACUGGGAACAUCCUGUGGCAGCCAGGCCCCAACCGGAUUCUUGAGACAUGGGAAACGAAGAACACGGUCUUGGUUUCUGAAAAUUGGGACUACAAUGAACUUCGGAUGCUCAUAGAGGAAGAACCAACUUCUAUUGAAAACAUCGAGUCUACAAGUAAUACAGAUACGCUAAUCGUUGUGGAAGACUUGAGUCAGGCAAGAGUAGACAAGGAAUCAGCCUCUACCGUUAUCAUAACAAAUAAUCCUACGGAGAAGCCAUUGCCAGGGAAAUCUUUGUCUAUGGUUGCAGAAAAUAUCAUUGAUCCAGUAAAAGAACCCCGGAUCCAAACAAGAACAGUUGAUUAUGCUAAAGAAGAACAUGUUCAUAAUCCUAUGGAGAAGCCAUUGCCAAGGAAAUCUUUGUCUAUGGUUGCAGAAAAUAUCACUGAUCCAGUAAAAGAACCCCAGGUCCAAACAAGAACAGUUGAUUAUGCUAAAGAAGAACGUGUUCAUAAUCCUACGGAGAAGCCAUUGCCAGGGAAAUCUUUGUCUAUGGUUGCAGAAAAUAUCACUGAUCCAGUAAAAGAACCCCGGGUCCAAACAAGAACAGUCGAUUAUGCUAAAGAAGAACAUGUUCAUGUUUCAAACAAGGAUAUGGUUACCGGAGAGAAUGCUCUUGGAAAUAAUGACUGGUCCGGGACUCCCAAGAGUUUCCCAGACACAAAAGACGAGGCAAACCUGGCUUCCUAUGAAGGUGAUCCGGUUUUAAUACCAGGCUUGACUCCAUUAACCACAGAGGAUACUGAAGAAACAUCCCCAUCGAAAGAUAGAAAACACGUUGUUGCUAAUGCUCCCCUCGGUGUCGACAAACAAGCUGACGAGCACAAUGUGCCAGAGAUGCAAGUUGUUGACAUACUUCAGAUUUUUCACAUGUACUCCAACCAAAUGAAGAAAAUCCCAAACGACAAUGACUCGUCACAUCCCAAAGAUUCGGCUGAAAUGAUGUUCAAUGACAAGGAAGAACAACUACAUGGCAAUGAACAAACAGAACCCGUUUCAAAGCAACUCGGAGACGUCUUGGAAAACGACGUUCAAUGGGGCCGUAGAACUCUCCAGAAACUUCUUACUAGUUUUGGCUUCUUUUGGCUGUAGAACUCUCCAGAAACUUCUUACUAGUUUUGGCUUCUUUCAGCUCCAAAUCGACUAAAAUAUCUUCCUUGGUGUUUGUUAUAUGUGCAUUAGGUACUUCAUCAUAACCUCGUAUGCUUUUAUGUGAACUUGGUUACUUCAUUAUGACCUUGUAUGCUAUCUCAAAGAUUGCCUAUUCUCAAGCAAAAAAAAAAAAAGAGAAGAAGAAGAAGAAGAAGAUUGCCUAGGUUCUUGUUGUAUUUGGGAUGCUUAUAAAAAACCUCAGUUGAAGUGUGAAAGGAGAUUUUGUAAUGUAUUCUUUGUACCAUUCCUUGA
Molecule: messenger RNA, 2027 nt
Organism: Camellia sinensis
Lineage: Eukaryota; Viridiplantae; Streptophyta; Magnoliopsida; Ericales; Theaceae
Source: RefSeq, a predicted model, not a curated record